UUUGGGUUGGCCGGUGAUCACUGACUCCAUGGCCGCCGCCGCGAUGUUCGCGAAGCUAUCUGACAGGUUCAGCAAGUACGUCUGUGGAAUCUCGCCUCCGGCGACGGCGGACCACGACAGGUACAAAGCAGCGCUCCGUUCCCUCCUCUUGCUUCCCCCGUCCCCGGAAAGACAACCGCGCAGAUCGUCGUCGACGCCGGAGGACGACGCCGACGACGAAGAUGUGACGGCGACGGUGUCUCCAGGCGAGCCGAGGACGGAGCUCGACCGCGAGGAGGAGAUGGCGUCCACGCUCCCGUGCCUCGCGUUCGCGUCGGAGCACGGGUACAGGCUCUUCUCCCUCGCCGAGAUGCGCAUGCUCGACGACCCACGGCCGAUGCCUCCGGUGCCCGGGCGCCGGCUCGUGCCGUCCCCGUACGGCGGGACGGUGCUGGCCACGGACGUAUGCUACAGGCACCCGUGCCACCUCGUCGACCCCUUCACCGGCGCGCGCACGCCGCUGCCGGACCUGCCCGUCCCGUUCUCGGAGAGGGAGCCGGUGGGCUACCACCCCGACGACGAGCCCCGCCCGCGCCGCGCCCCGGCCACCGACGACGGGCUCGCGUGGGACUGGUCCCCGCGCGGCGUCAUGGUGGCGCGCGGCGACACCGCCUUCUUCCGCGCGCACGGCGGCGGCGGCGGCGAGUGGACGCCGGUGCACCAGUCGGCGCGCGGCUCGCCCAUGACCGUCAACUACCGCGGCGGGCGCUUCUUCCUCCUCGAGCUGCGCACGCUGGAGACCACGGUCGUCGACGCCGACACGCUGCGCGCCAGCGCCACGAUCCCGGCGCCGGCGGGCCCGCGCGACAUCGACGCCGCGUACCUGGCGCCCUCCUCGGCCGGCGACGCGGUCCUCCUGGUGCACCGCGCCGGGAACAGCCGCGGGGUGCUGUUCACCGAGGCGUACCGCGCGCGGGCGUACAGGGGCGGUGGCCGGCGGUGGGCGCGGGCGCACGAUAUCGGCGACCGCGCGGUGUUCGUCGACGGCGCGCACGCGUUCACCGUCGCCGCCGGCCUGGCGGGGGCGCUGGCGAACCACGUGUACGUGAUCCUCGCCAACAGGGUGGCGAGCCCGUGCGGGCGCCUGGCCGUCGCGUACGACGUCGGCUUCGCUGACCUGACGAGGCUGGAGUGCAUGGGGCGGCUGAGGCUCGACGUCGGUGAGGUGGAGCCGAUGUGGGGCCAGCCGCACUGGAUCAUGCGCAGAGAUGGUUCGGAUCGUCACCAUCAGUUACGACGGUUUUAGCCUUUUAGGGAAGUAUCUAG
Messenger RNA from Panicum hallii, 1305 nucleotides. RefSeq lists its product as uncharacterized. The transcript has a single exon. Bases 29 to 1285 code for a protein of 418 amino acids. The record is from RefSeq and is a predicted model, not a curated record. Lineage: Eukaryota; Viridiplantae; Streptophyta; Magnoliopsida; Poales; Poaceae.